Molecule: messenger RNA, 3199 nt
Organism: Danio rerio (zebrafish)
Lineage: Eukaryota; Metazoa; Chordata; Actinopteri; Cypriniformes; Danionidae
Source: RefSeq, a predicted model, not a curated record
GCUUGUCUUCUGCUUUGUCUCUAAAGAAAACACUUAUUGACCACAUGACAAGAAAUGGGAGAAAAUGCUUUAGACAGAGAGAGGGAGAGCAGCUGGAAGUGAUGUCAAUGAACUCAAUGAUUUUUUAUUUGUCUGCACACUGAUCAAGACGACGCAAGAACCACAUUCACAAAUUGCAGUACUAUGCAGUGGUGUUUCCUCAAAGACUGAAUCACUGAGCAAGACUUCAUUCAGACUGAAGAAUGGCCUUCAAUACAACUCUUCACACCCACUCCCACAUUGAUGUAUCAACCCACCAUGAGAAAUCAACACUGGACGUUGAUGCCAUUAUGGAAAAUAUUACCAUUGUCCUGUACACCAUUACCAUCAUCUUCGGCAUCAGCGGGAACUCUGUGGUCAUCUGGGUGGCAGGUUUUCGUCUUAAACCCAACGUCAGCAACGUUUGGUUGGUCAACCUUGCAGUAGCAGAUCUGAUCUUCUGCUUCACCCGAAUCAUUUCACUCAUUAAAAACCUCUUCUUUGACUACUGGCCUUUUGGACUCUUUCUCUGCAAGUUCAAUGGUUUCUUCAAGUACGCCAACAUGUUCUGCAGUGUUUUUCUUCUGGCUGUCAUUAGUGUGGAUCGAGCGCUCUGCGUCUGGUGUCCGGUGUUCACCAGGAAACGACGGACAAUAUGUGCUGCUCGUGUGGUCAGUGUGGGAGUUUGGAUCGUGGCUGUGAUCUUUAGUUCGCCCUACUUUGUUUACCGGCAGGUCUACCUUGGUGACAACAAUUUGAGCAAGUGCUCUCUGGAGGUUAAAGAAUCAUCGAAGGGCGACAAUUCGGCAAAGAACGCCCUGUACAGCAUUCGCUUCUUGUGUGGAUUCCUGUUGCCUUUCUUGGUCAUCCUGUGCUGCUACGUUCUAGCUGCUAUUGGGAUACGCAGAGCAAGGUUUUCUGGCAAAUCGAAGCCCCUGCGCAUUCUCGCUGCACUCGUGGUCGCCUUUUUCCUGUGCUGGGCCCCAUAUCACUGCCUGCUGCUCGCCAAGAUGGUGGACAAGAAAAGCCAAAUAGUCAAAGUGGGCCUGCCUAUUGCUAAGGGCACAGCGUAUUUCAACAGUUGCGUCAACCCGCUGCUCUAUUUCUGCAUGGGACUCAAUAUUAGGCAAAACUUUAGGCAAAGCAUAUCAGGGAUUUAUCGGAGAGCGCUUAUGGAAGAAGUCCCCACUGUACAGUCUCAGGAAGGCACGGGGGAUGAAAGCUGUAAUUCCCUUUCGAAGACUACAGUACUUAAUCGAGGAAGACCCAGGGGGUUGGCUAAAGUUUAAACGAGUUAUAUUGUAAUCUUUGUUCUUUAGCAGUGACAGUCAGUUGUAUAAUUGUACCGGGAAGACUGAUCAAAUUAAUGUGAAAGAUCUAUGUUGUCUGACAAUUAAGCAUUAAGACUGUCAACCCAGGCUCAUUCUGAAAAUGUACCUCCUACAUACAUUUCUGGAGACCAUGAAAUACGCCCCAGGAGCUACGUUUUUUAGCAGUUUUUGUUUUCGCAACGCCUUUUGAGAUCUCAAGUUUCUUUCGCCAUUCGCACCUGCUGUUCUUGCGUAAACCCACCAGAGGCCACUGUUGACUGACUGACUGAAAGAUCGACUGACCCACCAUCCUCCUUCCCUAAACACAACCAAUUUAAUUGAUUGAUCUGUCCACCCACUUUCCCAACCAAACCAACCAUUUUCAAGCAAUCCAGAAAAAGAAAAGCAUUCGUCUGAUUUUUAUCAUGUUUUUAGAUUGUACCACAUUCUCACCCUGUUAUUUACUGUUUAUUUAUUAUUUUUUUUGGAUUCUGUCUUUGUCCUACCUGCUUUCUGGAACCGUUCUUUUAGACUUGAACCCUGUCGUCGUGGUCAAGUCCUCUCUGCGUCUCAAAUCUGCCAACGUACAUGGCGAGCUAACAGGACAAACUGGUCACAGCGGAAGAGCUGUCCAUAUGGACGUAAUCGGUUAGCUGGUAUGCAUGAAAAGGAAUGGCGUCAUACUGCCCCGUUGCUCAUUUAAAACAUGAAAUGCAGCCAUACGAACAUGGUAACAUAAUUUGGCGUCUCCAGAAACGUAUAUAGGGCUACCUUUUCAUGAUAAGCCUAUGUUGAAGACUAUUUUGUACAUUUACCUGGAACUUUUAUCGUGAAAAAACAUGAAAUAGUUCACCCAAAUUCUGUCAUAAUUUACUCUCCCUUAACUUGUUUAUUACUUUAUUUCAUCCGUUAAACACAAAGGAAGAUAUUUUCCAAAGAAAUUUGGCAAACAUAUAUAAUGUUGACUUCCAUAGUAUUUGUUUUUUCUUACUAUGGAAGUCAUUACUGGUCUUUCGGCUUUCUUCAAACUAUCUCCUUUCGUUUACAACUGGUAAAAGAAGUUGUAAAGGUUAGGAAACGCUUGUAGGAGUAAAACGUGAGUACAUUUGUAUUUUUGGGUGAACAAUCGCUUUAAAAAACAUUAAAUAAUGAACUGGUACUGUGUAUAUAGAGAGUAAUUUUGAUGAAUUUGAUUUCUUUUUUCAUAAUUCACACAUGAGGUCAAAAACAGUUUACAAAGCCUGUUUCUGUCAUACUAAAAUGAGCAACUGUUUAACAGAGUAUUUCUUCACAGCAAACCAAUAAACUGUGGUCAGGUUUCCUGAAAAAAAGUCUCUGUAGAUUAAUGCACUUCUUCCACUUUAGGAACCACAGACUUUUGUUCCUCUUUUCUGAUAAAGACAUCCUAAAACUUCUUAUCUUACGCCAGUAAAUAAAUUUCAAUAACCACUAACUUUAUUUCAGCACAGUCCCUGAUUUAUCAGGAAUCACCAGAGCUAAAUGAACCAGUAACCCAGAUCAAACGCUUCCCGUAAACUGUAUUUAAACGGUGUUUAAGGCCCGAUUUCUUUAAAAAUGAACAAUCUUCACUGCCUAAAUGAUAUAUGCUAUAAAUAAUAAUAAAUAAUAAUAAUAAUAAAUAAUUUCCAUUGCAUUUUAAGUUUCAGACACUUAAGCGUUUUUAUUUAUUUAAUAUAGAUUGGCAGUGAAGCGUGCAUUUGUAGCAUCAAUAAUUAAGAGUGCUGGUGAAAAGAAUAUAAAAAACACAACACAGAGAAGUAAUUUGAUAAAAAAAACAACAAUAUUAUUGCGUUAGAGCUUAAAUAAACCGUAUAAGGCAAAAACAACAUUAUGUCCAUAUAUUAAUACCA